Molecule: messenger RNA, 560 nt
Organism: Tetranychus urticae (two-spotted spider mite)
Lineage: Eukaryota; Metazoa; Arthropoda; Arachnida; Trombidiformes; Tetranychidae
Gene: Sbat
Product: LSMD1 domain-containing protein Sbat
Cellular component (GO): NatC complex
Molecular function (GO): RNA binding
Source: RefSeq, a predicted model, not a curated record
CAUAGAAAUACAUAUUGACAGCCUUUUUUUAAAUGACAAUUUCGUUUUGUUAUUCACUGUACAUUAUUUUACUCUUUUAGUUCACUUUCUAAUCAACUAAGAAAGUUUUUACUAUGGAUGGUAAAAGUAAAUUACGGCAAUGGCUCAAUCGAAAAAUGAAAAUUGAAAUGAGUGAUAAAAGAGUUCUUAUUGGUAUCUUUCUAUGUACUGAUUGUCAUAGAAAUGUGAUUCUUGGUUCCUGCUUAGAAUACCUUAAAUUUGAAGAGUGUGGUGAAAAAGAAGAGCCACGAAGCUUGGGUCUGGCUAUGGUUCCAGGUCAUCAUAUAGUCUCAAUACAUGUAUCAUAUUAAUUAAUAGAAAUGAUUUAUAAUCUUGUUACUUCAUUUUGAAAUUUGUUGUCUAGAUUGAAAUUAUGGCAUCAAUAUUUAAUGACCAGUCUAGUUUGCUUCUAUGCUCGAUUAAUCAACUGAUAAAAACACUUUUUUUUAAAUGAUUCAUGAACAAUUGUAUAAAAUCAAACACAUUCACAAAAUAUAAUUGAAAAAAUAUUACAACUUUAA